AUGACGGCAACAUCCGAACAUCUCGAAGCUUUUGCACCUUUGACAUGGGCUACACCGUACCUGACAUCUCCCAGCUGGAUUGCAUGUGACCGCCAGCGAGGCACCGAACCGGGUGAGGAUACGGACCGAUUUUGUCGCGACACAAUGCGCGCGAACAACGGCGUGAGAAACUGGCUCGAGCUGUACGAGAAGCCGGCGCCGGGCGCCAAAGUCACCAAGUCGAUAUCUCUGAUCAAGUAUGGAACCGGCUUGAACGGCUUUCCCGGCAUCUGCCACGGUGGCGCAUUAUUGACGCUCAUGGACGAAGCCAUGCUGCAUAUCCUGGUUGCCAAUACCGUGCUUGAACAUGGCCUUGGCUUUAUGAAAGUAGGAGAAGACUAUUGGAGACUCCAGCUUCAUGAUGGAAAGUCGGCACAAGAGGUGCUUAAGGGCCGAUUAGCCACAGCCACCAUGGACGUGAAGCUUCUGGCGCCGGUGUUAUGCCCUGGUGUUGUCGGCAUUGAAACGAUUGUACUUGGGGACACAGGGAACAAAAUGCGGAUGAAAGCCACGAUGAGGGAUCGACAGGGCAAGCCGCUACUUACAGUCGAGGGGCUGUGGAUCAAGAUUCGCGUUGUCAAGUCCUCAACACAGUUCAAGAUGCAUUCCAUUCUGGCUUCCGUCUACGCUCUCUCUUCCCUGCUUCCCCUCGCCAUUGCCCAAACCUCCGGCACGUUCAACACCCUCACAUUCAAUGUCGCUGGUCUUCCUGCUGCCCUGAACGGUAACGAUGUUCCCGGUGAUAAGACAACAAACACUGCCCGUAUUGGAAAGUUGUUCUCUCAAUACGAUAUCGGUGUCAUCAACGUUCAAGAGGACUUCAACUACCAUGCCACACUAUAUGCCAACGACGAUCACCCAUAUAGGACGCCUACCAGCGGAGGAGUGCCAUUUGGCAGCGGCUUGAACACUUUGAGCAACUAUCCUUACACUGGAUUUCAGCGAGUCAAGUGGAACACGUGCAGUACUUUCGAUAGUGCGGACUGCCUCACACCCAAGGGCUUCACUUUCAUGCGUGUCAAGAUUGCCGAAGGCGCAGUAGUCGACAUGUACAACCUACACGCCGAUGCCGGCACCACAGCCGCCGACAACAAGGCCCGCGCAGCCAACCUGCGCCAAGUCUCCGACUACAUCAAGGCCAACUCCGUCGGCAACGCCGUCGUCGUCUUCGGCGACUCAAACUCGCGUUACACACGCACCGACGACAUCCCCGACGUUUCCAAGACCGAAAACGGCAUGACAGAUGUCUGGCUCGAGCUCGUCAAGAACGGAGUCCCACCUGCCAAGGGCGCCGACGCGCUUCUCUGCUCGAACCCCUCCACGACCAACGAGUGCGAGAUCGUCGAUAAGACCUGGUACCGCGGCUCUGACGCUGUAACGCUCAAGGCCACCAAAUUCGAUUACGCAGGCCACAUGUUCCUCCAGGAGAACGGCGACUUGUUGAGCGACCACAACGGUGUGCUCGUUGACUUUUCCUGGAGCCUGAAUGCCCGCCGAAGCGUGUCUGAUGUGUUUGGCGGUGAAGAAGGUACGUGGUACAACGAUCUGAGCGCCAUCGCCAGUCUCGCCAGCCCGAAGGUGUCUUCCAUCACGCUCCGUGGUAAGGAGCGCAUUGAUGCUGUUUCCGUUAGCUUGGCUUCUGGACAGACGCUUUCGCAUGGUGGGACUGGUGGCGAGGCGACUACGCUCACUUUGGCUGCGGAUGAGACGCUGACUUCUGCGCAGCUGUGUCAGGGUCAGAAGAACGGUAAGACGAGGAUCUUCUAUGCGCUGUUUACGACUAGUGCUGGGAAGACGGUUUCUACUGGUGUCAAGACGGAUGACUGUGUUACGAGGACUGCGGGGACUGGUCGUGGUAUUGUUGGCUUCCUUGGUCGUUCGGGCGACGAGGUUGACCAGUUGGGAUUCAUCUACUCGAGCGCUUAA
This is a messenger RNA of Alternaria novae-zelandiae, 1965 nucleotides long. RefSeq lists its product as uncharacterized. Gene Ontology annotation, molecular function: sphingomyelin phosphodiesterase activity. NCBI's taxonomy places the organism in Eukaryota, Fungi, Ascomycota, Dothideomycetes, Pleosporales, Pleosporaceae. Gene Ontology annotation, cellular component: cytoplasm. The record is from RefSeq and is a predicted model, not a curated record. The transcript has 4 exons. Bases 1 to 1965 code for a protein of 654 amino acids.